Parascedosporium putredinis is the source of this 1113-nucleotide messenger RNA. The record is from the annotation of a GenBank genome assembly. NCBI's taxonomy places the organism in Eukaryota, Fungi, Ascomycota, Sordariomycetes, Microascales, Microascaceae.
AUGAAGGUUACCGCUGCCACCCUCGCCCUCGCGGCUGUCGCCGCUGCCGCUCCUUCCCAGACCCUCAAGGAGUCUCCCCGCGCCGUCGCCGCUGAGUGCGCCUCCGCCGUCACCCUUGACGCCAGCACCAACAUCUGGAAGGACUACAAGCUCCAUGCCAACAACUUCUACCGCUCCGAGAUUGAGGAGGCCGUCACCACCAUGAGCGACGAUGCCCUCGCCGCCCAGGCCCUCAAGGUUGCCGACAUCGGUACUUUCGUCUGGGUCGACACCCGCUCUGCCAUCGAGCGUCUCAAGACCGCCGUUGAGGGUGUUCCUUGCGAAGAGAUCCUCGGUGUUGUCAUCUACGAUCUUCCCGGCCGUGAUUGCGCCGCCAAGGCCUCCAACGGUGAGCUGAAGGUUGGCGAGAUCGACAUCUACAAGAACGACUACAUUGACCCCAUUGUCGAGGUCCUCAAGAGCAAGCCCAACACCGCUUUCGCUCUCGUCAUCGAGCCCGAUUCGCUCCCCAACUUGAUCACCAACAUCGAUCUCCAGACCUGCCAGGACUCCGCCGACGGAUACCGUGACGGUGUUGCUUAUGCCCUUAAGCAGCUCAACCUUCCCAACGUCGUCAUGUACAUGGAUGCCGGCCGCCGGCAGCCCUCUCAGUUCCGUGGUAUCGCCACCAACGUCGCCGGCUGGAACCAGUGGGACCUCAGCCCCGGUGAGUUCUCCGACGCCACCGAUGCCGAGUGGAACAAGUGCCAGAACGAGAAGAUCUUCGUCGAGACCUUCGGUGCCUCCCUCAAGUCCGCCGGCAUGCCCAACCACGCCAUCGUCGACACUGGCCGUAACGGUGUCUCCGGUCUCCGUGAGGAGUGGGGCAACUGGUGCAACGUUGCCGGCGCUGGUUUCGGUAUCCGCCCCUCCGCUGAUACCGGCAGUGAGCUCGCCGAUGCCUUCGUCUGGGUCAAGCCCGGUGGUGAGUCUGACGGUACCAGCGACGAGAGCGCUACCCGUUACGAUUCGUACUGCGGCAAGCCCGAUGCCUUCAAGCCUUCGCCCGAGGCCGGUCAGUGGUCGCAGACCUACUUCGAGACCCUCAUCAAGAACGCCAAGCCCGCUUUCUAA